This is a messenger RNA of Limulus polyphemus (Atlantic horseshoe crab), 2825 nucleotides long. RefSeq names its product LIM domain only protein 3-like. Gene Ontology annotation, biological process: positive regulation of transcription by RNA polymerase II. The transcript is spliced from 4 exons. The record is from RefSeq and is a predicted model, not a curated record. Bases 367 to 918 code for a protein of 183 amino acids. Gene Ontology annotation, cellular component: nucleus. NCBI's taxonomy places the organism in Eukaryota, Metazoa, Arthropoda, Merostomata, Xiphosura, Limulidae. Gene Ontology annotation, molecular function: transcription coactivator activity; DNA-binding transcription factor binding.
ACGUUAUAUCGUUAGUGCGCUCUCAGACUACGAACCGAGAAGAACACUCGAGCAGAUUUUAACAAGUUUGGUCACGGCUUCAAUCGUUUUCUCCUCGUCGCUGAUCAAUAGGCACGGCGAUUGUGCAUUGAGAGCUAACUGAGAUAGAAGAUCAAAAGUAGACGAGAACAGGCUGCAACAACAUAUUUUCUAUAGAUAUCUACUACCAGUUGUUCGUAAUUCUGCAUUCGUUCUUGGUAGCCAGCCACUUUUGCUUGUUAUUUGGAAAGAACUUUUCUCCAGCGCAGGACUUGGCAAGAUUCACAUUCUUCAACUUAUGGUCUUCAUAAUCUGGGAACAGCGAUCUGAUUUCAAUUUCAUCAAGAGAUGGAAAUAAAGGAGGAGAAUAAACUUCCUAAUGCCGGGAUCCCAGAGUGCGCUGGUUGUCAGAAAGUUAUUAGAGAACGAUAUCUGCUAAAAGCGUUGGAUCAGUUCUGGCACGAGGAUUGUCUCAAGUGCACCUGCUGUGACUGUAGACUUGGAGAGGUGGGCUCCACCCUCUUCACCAAGGCCAAUCUCAUCCUCUGUAAGAGAGACUAUCUCAGAUUGUUUGGAACAACAGGGUUAUGUUCAGCAUGUAACAAAACCAUCCCGGCCUUUGAGAUGGUGAUGAGAGCCAGAGGAAACGUGUAUCAUUUGGAAUGUUUCGCGUGCCAGCAGUGCAACCACAGGUUUUGCGUGGGGGACAGAUUCUACCUGCAUGAAAACAAGAUACUUUGUGAAUAUGAUUACGAAGAAAGGAUGCUGUUUGCCAACAUGUCAUAUGACAGCAUUACCCAGAUGAAACGCCAAGCAGCGAGGAUCGGGCUGAACCGAUCAGAGGAAGGAGGCUGUAGUGGCUAUGGAAGUACAGACCCAGUCUGCGGUGAGGCGAAGUGACACGAAACAGGUGACGUAUGCUGUGCUACAGAUCCCCGAAAUCGUGACCCUGAACAUUUGGACAGCAAGAACAACCGUGGCCUUGUUGAAGCGAGGUGAUAGUGAUAUGACGUAGUGAUGCGUUUAAAACUGUAUGCCGAAACGAUCAGUCCCGAUUAACAUUUGUAGUGGUAUCUUUGAAGAAUUUAGAUACUCUCAAAGUAUAAUUAGUUACAAGAAAAUCCCAAAAAUGUGCAAUAUUGAUUUUGAUCGGCGUUGUUGUUAUUCAGCAACGUUUCUUUUAGAACGAUCGUUAAGAACAGAAUUUCAAAUAAGCUAACCGAAUUAAGGUAAUCAUAAUGAGUUAACUACUUUUUAGAAUUGAUGUUAAGAAAGCUUACAAGUUGCAUUAUUUUAUUGUUUAACAGUUGAAUUACUCAUUUGCUUGUAUAUCAAGAUUUAGCAAACAGCACCUAAACAGAGUAAACUACAAAAUAAAAUUAUGACCAGAUUGCUAAUAAACCAUGUAAAGAUAUUGUGUUUUACAUAUCUUAAUAUAAAAUGUUAAAACAUUUUAAUUAUAUUUGUUAGUUUUGUUUUUCAAUAUUCAUAUAUUGUUAAAUUUUUAUGAAGCUACUCUUUCGUCUCGUGCUUUAGCACUGCUCUCAGUAAUUUAAUAUCUUCAGUACGAUUUAUCAUUAUUCUUUUUCUACAUACAUCUAUAUGUCAAUAUUAUUUAGAGGGCAUAAAAUAUGGUAGUAGCGAUUCAGUCUUCGUAGAUAGAUUCUACCUGAAUAAUUGUCACUUUUAAUGUUUUAACCGUGUUUAUUACUGCUUUCACAUUUUUAUUUUACGUAGAAUUGUCUGGGACUAUGGUUAAUGUGCACUUCAUAACUCUAAUGAUUAUUUUGAAAACGAACUCGGAAUGUUUGGGGACGCCGUUCUUCCCUUCUUAGACUUACUUCUGUCAUACACUUUAGUAUACCGAAUUUCAUUAUUUUUUCUUUUGAUUUUAUUGUUUAUUGUUAUACUUUUAUCGUGAGGAUUGUUUAACACUGUUUGCAUACCAUAUAUAUUUAGGACUAACCUGCAUCUCCUAAGCUGGUCGAAGCUCGUGAGAUACUGUUGGGAUUAUGACCGAAAAUAUUGUUAACAGCAAUGGUACUCAUCUGAUGAAGCAAUUCACUCUAAUAUCAAUAUGAAGAAACAUAUUAGCUAUACUUAUGGCCAGGUUGAUUUUUAGUUUCUCUCUAAGUACAUAACUUACUCUGAUCGGAAGUUAUUAUAUGCAGUAUCAAUAGGACUAGGACAUCAAUAAAUAUUUCAAACAUUAUGUAUUGCAAGAGUUCCCAAAUUUGGAGGAAGCUGCAUCAAAAAAUAACCGUAGGAAAUACACAAUACUGUUGAACAUUAUCUAUGUAUUCAUUGGGUGGGAGGCCUAAGUGAGAAUGCGGAAUAUUCUAUAUAUAUAUAUAUAUAUUACACGAAUUAAAAUGGGCAAAGUCUUUCAAAUGUUGUGAUGACCACGGUUUAUAUAUUUGGCUAUUAUUUCCACCCUUUAAAUCUAUAAAUUAUGCUACUUGUUGCGAUGUAAAACUCCUAAUGAUUACCAGAAUAUCUUGUAACCAAUCGGUGUCUAUCAGGACUGUUUAUCGUGUAAAAGAAAUACUGUUACUCAACAGUCCUCGAGGCAAGAGAAGAAAAGUUCAAAAAAUAUUCUGGUGCUUUUCACUUCCAUCACUCUCAUUUGCUUAUUAUCAGAUUAAUGAAUAAAUGUAGAGAAAUGGAUGUCGUUACCACCCACGUGGCCACAGUAAGUUCAAUGUCUUGCUUCCACUUGGCGAGGUCUCUGGAAAGUCAAACAUGUUUACUUAAUAUUAAUAUUUCCAUAUUAAAUGUGAUAUGGAUUUCGGUAUAAAAUAUCUGUU